GUUGGAUGACCUUCAAUCAUUCAAACCCUUGCGGAAUAAGGAUGAAUGUGUUAAGGCAUUAUGCCUAGCCCUAAAGAUUGGGAUAGUUUUAAAAUUUUCACACAAUUAUGCAUGUUUAGUUAUAUAAAGUCACUUAUAAAUGUCACUAGCAUAUGGAUAUGGCAUGCGUUCCUCUGUUCAAUAAACAACAGUGUUAUAACUUUGAUGUUUUAGUAAAGCUUCACAGUUUGACAGCUGUUCCUUACGUUAACUCCGUCACUUUCGCGAAGCUUCGGCUUUUGAACAGCCGAAGCUCUGCUCAAUACUCUCCCAGAACUGAAAUCCGAAAUAAUAUUGUGACUUGGAACAGUGAACAUCGUUUCCAUUGCAAAUUCAAAAGCAAUGCUGAGACAACUAUAUUAGAUCCAAACAUUCUUAAAGUGUCUAUCCGCAUGGAAACAAAAGGUGGAAAAUCAUUUCACAAAGUUGGUUUUGUCAGUAUCAAUUUACCAUGUUUCGCUGCUGUUGGAAAUGUAAUUAACCAUCGUAGAUAUAUUUUAGAAGGUUAUGAUGAGAAACGUAAACGUCAGGACAAUUCUCUUUUAUCAAUUUCAUUCUGUCUGCGACAGUUGACUGGAGAUAAUUGUUUUCGAACACCAAAAGAGGAUUUAAGUAACUGUUUAAUCGAACCACCUGAUUUUAUUGAAUUACCAGAAACUGAUUCUGAAACUAGAGAAUAUUCUGUAACAGACUGUUCACUUAUGAGUAGUGCACACAAUACAACAACUACUAAUGUUAAUAACACUUCAGCUACGAAUCAAAAUUCGAAUGAUUUAAAUAUUUUAAAACCUGUAGAUAAUUCUAUAAGUAAAUUAACCAACAAUCCGUUGGAUAUACUACAUUCAUUAAAUUUGGAUACAGUACCGUCCUCUUGUAUAUUAUCUACACCAGCUUCCUCCUCAUUAUCAACAGAAACAGUAUCAUCAACUUCACCUCCAGCGCCAUUAUCAUCAAUUGCUGAUAUGUCGUCGAAAAAAGUUAACUAUUCUACCUCAUUUAGUCAUCUUAAAAUGCCUUCAUGGGAUAAUCCAUCUGUAUAUCCUGUUGGGUCAAGUAGCUGUGUUUCAAAGUCAUCAAUUUGUCAAAAUGAGUUGAUUUCUUCACAAACAAAUAUAAACCAAUCAUCAAAUGCUUUUACACAGGCAGAUCAAUCACAGUCAUCUUAUUGUGACAGGCUAUCAGAUUCAAGCUCUGUGACACCUAUUUCAAAUUCCACAUCAUCCACUCCAUGUUCAAUUUCGAAAGGGAGCUUAUUGCUUCGGUCCCCUCUUACUCUCCCAUUAGAUAAAUCAAUCCCAUCAGUACAUGCAAACACACAACAACAGAAUUUGAUGAUAGAUACAUCUGCUGUUGUUGAGUUAGACAAACGAUUGUCUAGUGUUACACAUGAUAAACCUCGAUCUGGUCAGAAUGUUACAUUCAAUAUACUUAAUCCAGAUAAUGUCACUUGUUAUUCUUUACCGAAUCGGCAUCAUUUACCUAAUCUAUGUAUGACCACUGAUACUCCCUCAGAUGAAAACAGACAAAACGUUAAUAUUAUUGAAACUGAUCCUAGUAUUAAGUAUUGUAAUUAUGGUAAAAAGUCAUAUGAUUAUUUUGCUACAGACAGUGUUCUUUUAGUACGAUCGUCUAGACGACGUAGAAUUAGACCUGAUUUACAAGUGUUACCAUCAAUGAAUACUGAUUUAAAAAAUACCGAUCCUUCCUCUCCUGAUUUCACUUUAGCUACUGCUCAUCCGUCUACUUCUAAAUCGAAUCCAUCAGAUUGUUUGAGGCCUGAAAAUGACUCCUCACUAUCGUCGAUUUCUUCAUCUACAGCUACUGCGUCUACUGCAACAGUUGGUGUAUCACAAAUAAUGUCUAAGAGUGGUAUACCAAUGGAUUAUUAUUACUCAUCAGGCUAUCAAUCACACUCGAGACAGUCAAGUCUUGAAUCACAACCUGUUGGUUCUAGUCCACCAUUAUUAUCAGCGGAAGUAUGCACACAGACUCAGUAAUUGUUGAUAUUAUGUAAUUCCGAAGAUUUUUUCUCAAAGUGCCUAGACAACUCUAUUUACAAUCAAAAUGCAAUAAUUCAUUUUGUUGGAAUGAAAGAGGCUCUGUGAUGAUUGGUUCUUUUCCUCCAUUUUUUCACAUAUCUAUAUUCUUCAUAUAUAUAUGACAUGCAUCAAGCGACGUGUCUAGUGUAUCUACUUCAAUGUACAGCAUCCUUCUUCAUCAUCAUCAUCAUCAGACCAACUACAUACAGAGUAUAAUCAAUAAAUGAAUAGAAUCAAAUAAUUCUUAUCAUGUCGUCUGGAUACAAACCUACACAAAGAAAAAUAAUGUAUUAUGAUAACAUGUUGUUUUUUCUCAAACUUUAAUUAUUAAUUGAACAAUAGUAAGUUUUCUCUUCUCUCUUCUAUAAUUUAUCAUUAAAAAUAUAUUUAGUAGUAUAACAAUCAAUUUGACAUAAACAAUGAAAUAGAAGUUAAUAAAAAUGAAUUUCUGUUUCCUAUUUAUUAUCGUAGUAUGUUUUAAAAACUUCAUCCUAGUGAUUAUCAAAUUACUGAGUUAGUCCUUUUCUCUUUAUAUAUAUAUAUAUAUAUAUAUAUAUAUAUAUAUAUAUAUAUAUAUAUAUAUACUUGUGAAGUGUUUAUAUAAUGUAAAUAAUCCAAUAAGAUUAGUAACACAUUGAAGUCUUCUCCUUUUUCUGUGUUGUUGUUGUUGAAGUUUUGUUGCCUGUUAAUUUGUUUCUGGUUAUUGCAAAAUAUAAUUCUUCUAAUAAUCUGGUUAUCAUUUUAUCUCUUGCUAUCAAUCAUUUGAAUUAUGUUCACUUUGUUCAAACUGUCAUUUAUUGUAUUCAAUCACACAUUAUUUGUUGUCUUUCGGGGAGAUUAUUAUUAUCAUUAUUCUGUCCUGUUUAGCAUUGUUGCUAAUGAUUUUUAUUUAUUUAGAAAAAAAACACAUUAGACUUUGAACACGAGUUAUUUCCUCUAAAUCAGAUGUUGUAUACUUCAUUUUUAUUCUAUUUUUCCUUCAAAUAUAUGGAUUCGCCGAUUAUAUUUGUUACCACUUUUUUCUGAAUUUUCUUCUUCUAACGUGUUUCCUAAUUGUGUUUUUCUGUAAGUUUUAUAAAGAUGCUGGUCAUCUGUUUGUUUGCUGACAAUACUGUAAUAUUGUCAUUUUUGGGUAUACUCCUGUUUUUCCCUUAUUAUUAUCAACUCCAACCGCGACUGUAUGCACUUCUAUGCUUUUUACGAACUCAUUAUCAUUUUAAUACCGAUGAUAUUACUUCUCUAUCUAUCUUUUCUUUUCCUCUACACAUUUAUCAUAAAUAAUGUUUAGUAAAUGUUGAUAAAUUUGGGUUUUAUUGGUUCAUAUUAUUCUUGUCCUUUUCUGUCUAUGUAUGUAACCAUUCAAACAUACUUGACGAAUUGUGUAUAACACUAUGGUUUUAUAAUUUAUCGAUUGAUUACGACCACUAAACUAAAUCCACUGCUACCUCCGUUUUACUAACGGUUUUCACAAUCAAAUCAAGCAGUUUGUGUUUGUAUGUGAAGGUAUAUGUAUGCGUAGUGUAUUAUGUAACACGUAGAAUUGGUAAUAAUAGUAUUCUGCAAUCAAUUAUUAUAAUUACCAUGUGUCUAUUUGAGUUAUAAGACAUAAGUUAUUCAUCUCGAGGUCUAUGCUUUGUCUAGAAUUGGUUAUGAACCGACAUUACUACUUAUUCCAUAGAGUUCAUGUUUUAUAAUUCUUAAACAAGGUUUCCAUUCAUAUAUAUAACUUGAAAUGAUAAUCGAUAGGAUAAAAAAAUCACAUAAUACUUUGGAAAG
Molecule: messenger RNA, 3854 nt
Organism: Schistosoma haematobium
Lineage: Eukaryota; Metazoa; Platyhelminthes; Trematoda; Strigeidida; Schistosomatidae
Exons: 7
Coding region: 153-2036 (627 amino acids)
Source: RefSeq, a predicted model, not a curated record